CAGACGUUCAGCGAUGAUGCCAGCCUUCGUCGCCUUCAAACGCCUUCAAUCCUCGAGUCUCGCAGUCACGAGAGAGCUACGUCAAUCUCAAUACUUUCAGGCGGAUUGGAAUUUAGACCUGCAGUUCGACACGCGGGUCAUUCAUCCAGCCAAUCAGCUACGUGCUGAAUGCUCGACCCCUCUGUCCUUUCUUUGUCCCACUUGACCGCAGAAAAUGCAAAAGCAAUCAGCAUAUUCAGGUUGUGUCUGCAGAGUAAAGGGGAGAGAGGGGUUAUUUCAUUGAUCCCUGUUGGUCAAGAGCCCCGUUGCGCCGUUUUGCAUGCCAGUCAUCGCCCGAAGCUGAUCCUGGGAACGGCCAACUUUCGUUUUAUCACCGACAUUUUCUGCCCCAGUAACCCGGUACAGGAAAAGGUUCCAUUGAGAUUCGAUGCAGGUAACAAAAGGGAAAAAGAUCGAAUAUCCCGUUGAUCAAAUCCGGACUAACCGGCAGCGGUAACUGGUGAACAAAGAAAACGAACAAGAGUGGCGAGAAAAGAAGGUUAUUGAAAACCAAUCUUCCGCUCCGCUCGAUUAUCGCUCUUUAUCGUUUGCUGUCGUCCCAAAGGGUUGAUCCCUGUUUUCAUGGUUCAGUGAUCCAUUUGACCCCUGCUAACUGAAUCGAACGAUGUUUGAUUCGAUGACGAUUAGAACGCCUCCAACGGCAGGUGGUUAGACGACUUGGGACGCACUGUGCCUUUUGGUAGACACGGAAUGCGGACAUAUCGUGUGACAAGAUUUUUAUGGUACUGCUAUGACCAUACUUCUUGGUUGUCCAAUAGAUUUUGAACUCGAUUGCUUUCGCUCACGAUGGUGGCCUCCAUGUCUUACGAGACGUGCUUGAGACGCAGAAAGCCAUGCAAGGUCCUUAGGUGGCAAAGCUUACGGGCAGAUGACAUCGGCACAAUACACAUGACUUCUGGUGCUGGUACUGACGCCCUCGAGACUAUGGGAAAAAGGCCCUUAUUACAGAGUCGAUUCACCCUUACAUGAGUCAGGCGCUCGAAUGCGGUGCCCCGUGGUCCAAUAGCACAAAGCCGUUUAACUCACAUUACACCUUGUUGCACAUCUCUUCCGUUUCCAUCGAGUGGCAUUUAUUGGCUACAUUAUCGAUUUUGUGUGACAGCCUCUACGUUUGCCAUGCCUUUAACGACGGGUCGUGCGUCAAUAAUGGGGGUUCCCAAUGGCUGUAUGCGAACAAAAGAAAUGGAUUGACCCAUUGGAUAGGGACCAUUUCGGUUUCCAGUACUCCAUACUGCUUCGCGUCCUCCGUUCUUGUUUUAACGGUUCAUUGAUCCUACCAAUCGACGCGCACUUCAAGGUUAUGUGCUGUCGCCUGAGCUUCUGUCAAGUUCUCGUAUCUAUUAUCCUCUCUGGACCCCGAAACAAGAUGACCGCAACCACUAAGAGAUAUCUUUCACACAAAGGCUCCUUGACCGGCUCCUCCCUCAUUAGAUGAUAGGAUGGCUCUGGCCGAGAGCGUUCGCAAGCCUGCAUAUCCAGGCAAAUGAAAGGUGGUCUUUGAUGCUC
Coccidioides immitis RS is the source of this 1566-nucleotide messenger RNA. RefSeq lists its product as uncharacterized. The record is from RefSeq and is a predicted model, not a curated record. The coding region runs from base 1026 to 1331 and encodes 101 amino acids. The transcript is spliced from 2 exons. NCBI's taxonomy places the organism in Eukaryota, Fungi, Ascomycota, Eurotiomycetes, Onygenales, Onygenaceae.